Molecule: messenger RNA, 2092 nt
Organism: Fundulus heteroclitus (mummichog)
Lineage: Eukaryota; Metazoa; Chordata; Actinopteri; Cyprinodontiformes; Fundulidae
Product: histone-lysine N-methyltransferase SETDB1-B
Exons: 8
Coding region: 48-1358 (436 amino acids)
Biological process (GO): heterochromatin organization; negative regulation of gene expression
Cellular component (GO): nucleus
Molecular function (GO): histone H3K9 methyltransferase activity
Source: RefSeq, a predicted model, not a curated record
UCACGAGCGAGAAGAAGGGGAAGGUUUGCCGCUUGCUAGCGUUAAAUAUGGAGGUUGCCGAACAUGAGGUGAUGACGCUGGAGCUUCAGGACUUCAGAGAGCCAGAAAAUACUACAAAAUACAUGCAUACCGUGAAAUAUGAGCCAUCCUCCUCUGCAAAUGAAAUCAAAACGCAACUGCACAGUGAUGUUGUUUUGGACGAUGAAAAUCUACAAAAGAAACCCGUGGUUGUUUUGGUGCGUCUCUCUGACUACAAAGUUAAUACCCUUCAACCACCAACACCUCAGCAGUUCUACAGCGAAGUUGAGUCCCCCGGCAGCUCCGACUCUGAUAUGCUGUGGGAACCAGCAGACGAUUCCGGAGAUUCUGAUUUUGGAGCUUCAAAAAAUAAAAGGAAAGCUUCACAUAAACACAAAAGUUCAAAACACAAAAGGUUGAUGGUAGUGAAAGUGCCUCCACCAUCUGUGAACAUCAACAACACCAACAGUGGUACCAGCAGUUCCAGCAACAUUGCUACCAACAGUUCUGGCAACAUUGCUACCAACAGUUCCGGCAACAUUGCUACCAACAGUUCCAGCAACGGCAACAGCAGUAAAACAGCUGUUGAAGCAACCCCCAUCAUUGUGUCGUCGGCUUUUGCCACCAACUCGAGUGAAACGAGAAAAGUGCGGCCGGACUUACCCGAGGUAGAGAUUACUGUGGACAUGGUCGUCCUGGCCAGAAGGAGAGCCAUGAGGUGGCAACGAGGCAAGAUAGUGGAGAUAAUUAGCCGGGAUGAUGGACGGGUAAAGUACAAAGUAAUCUUUGAUGAAAAGGGGAAGAGUUUGGUAUCAGGACACCACAUCGCUAGUGACACCAAUCCAAAGCUGGACCAGCUGUACGUCGGAGCCCGUGUUUUAAUUCAGUCCCCAGAAGAUCAGCAAUGCUUCCUGCCUGGACUUCUGGCCGAGCUCCCCAGCAGAAAGAACCGCUUAAGGUUUUUGGUGUUCUUGGAUGAUCAUACACCACUCUAUGUCAGCUUACCUUCGCUCUACCUCGUAUGCAGACAAAUGGACAAUACUGUAGGCGACCUUCCAGAUGGCCCACACAAGUGCUUUAUGGAACAAUACCUGAAGACCUGGCCGUAUCCACACCUAACCCACUACAAGGAAGGACAAAGCCUCAACAUAGAACUGAACGGAGUCCAUCAGAAAUGUCAAGUUGAAGUGGUUGAUUGCAGCUUGAUGAAGGUUGUUUUUGAGGAGAACGGAGAAAAGGACUGGGUCCACCGAGGCUCCAUACGUCUGGAACACAUGUCCAAGUUUUUGGAGAUGAAACUAAAUCGAGAAUCUGAGGCCGGCAAUUCUAACCCUAAAUGACCUAUAAAUGGACAUUAGAGAAAGAAAAUAUUAAAUAAAUCAACGUUAAACAUUUGCUAUCACAUGAAAUACAAGAAAGCUUUCAAGCAUGGAAAUACCGACGGGAAGUGAAAAAGGUGUAAAUAUGUCCAAAUAUUGCAGUUGAUUUUUUUUUCUUUCUUUUUAAAUCUAUUUCCAACUCUGUGGAUAGAAACCAUGCUAAAAGUAACUUGUUAAAAAAAAGAAAAAAUGUGAAAGUACCAGUUUUCUCCGAGAAUGAUCACACCCUUAGCCCAAUAGAUUGAAAAUAUAUACCUGUGAUUAUAACAUCCAUUAUUCAGGAUAAUUUGAAAGGUUUUGAUUUGAACACAGCUUAUCAGGUUUAAUGACUCUUAUAUUUUCUACCCCUAAAUUGUUCUUAAAGAAUCCCCCCCCCCCCCCCUCCCCUGUGCAAUUCAUGUAUCUUACAACUGUAUUUUGUCCUUACAAGUAAUUGAGGCAAAAUUCACAAUUCAGUUCUUUAGCAGUAGUUAAGGCAUUUUAGUGAAUGGUCUUUUCCUUUAUUGUUUUUCAAUUCUACUUUUUUUUUUUUUUUUGGUUCUGUAAAUAUUUUUACUAUUUAGUUAAAGAUGUGUUUUUUAAAACAUUAUUUUCCCUCUUUUCAGUAGACAACUUAGCUCCCCAUGCCUAUUAUCCCAUGUCUAUUGUUUUGUUUCAUUAUAAAAAGCAAAAAAUAAAGUUUGUACAUGUGAUUA